GGUGCCCUGCGGUAGGCCUGGGGCGACGCCUGUACCAAAGGUAACGGCGACUGCAAUGACCACGAUCCGCCGAUCGCCCAGAACAGGACGUGUGGGUUUCUUACCUCUCUGGGGGCGGCGGCGCGAUGGACAGCCCGGAGAUGACCUUUACGCUGGCCUACCUGGUCUUCGCCGUGUGUUUCGUGUUUACACCUAACGAGUUCCACUCGGCCGGGCUCACGGUGCAGAACCUGCUGUCCGGCUGGCUGGGCAGCGAAGACGCAGCCUUCGUUUCCUACCACCUGCGCCGCACUGCCGCCACGCUGCUGUGCCAUUCGCUGCUGCCGCUCGGCUACUAUGUCGGCAUGUGCUUUGCAGCCUCCGAAAAGCAGCUAUACUCUCCUGGGCAGGCCUCAGAGGCCUGGCAGCUCCUCCUCGUGCUGGCUGUGGCGCUCCCCUCUGCUGCCUGCACUCUGAUCUACUACUGGUCCCGGGACCAGUGGGCCCACCACCCACUGGCCCGCACGCUGGCCCUCUAUGCCCUCCCACAGUCAGGCUGGCAGGCUGUUGCCUCCUCCAUCAACACUGAGUUCCGGCGUAUAGACAAGUUUGCUACUGGGGUGCCAGGUGCUCGUGUAAUUGUGACAGACACGUGGGUGAUGAAGGUGACCACAUACCGUGUGCAUGUGGCCCAGCAGCAGGACGUGCACCUGACUGUGACAGAGUCUCGGCAGCACGAGCUCUCGCCAGACUCAAACCUGCCUGUGCAGCUUCUCACCAUCCACAUAGCCAGCAUCAGCCCUGCUGUGCAGCCCUUCGACAUCCGGCUGAGCUCCACAGAGUAUGGCGAACUGUGUGAGAAACUUCAGGCCCCCAUCCGUAGCGCGGCCAACGUGGUCAUCCACCAGAGCUUGGGCGACCUGUUCCUGGAGACAUUUGCCUCCCUGGUGGAGGUCAACCCAGCUUACUCAGUGCCCAGCAGCCAGGAGCUGGAGCCCUGCAUUGGCUGCAUGCAGACCCGAGCUAAUGUGAAGCUGGUGAAGACCUGCCAGGAGCCGGCCACAGGGGAGUGCCAGCAGUGCUAUUGCCGCCCAAUGUGGUGUCUCACGUGUAUGGGAAAGUGGUUUGCCAGCCGCCAGGACCCCCAGCGUCCUGACACCUGGCUGGCCAGUCGUGUACCCUGUCCUACCUGCCGGGCGCGCUUCUGCAUCCUGGAUGUGUGUACUGUGCGCUGAAUGUUACUGUGGGUGUUGGUGGGGCCUUUGGGGUCUGAGCCUGGCUCUGUCUCCAUCCAGCUGCGUUUAGGAGCAGCUAGUGCCCUGGGCCCCUGCCAAAGGCUGGAUGCCAAGCACAGCAUUUGCACCCCUCUUCCCAGGGCAGUCAGCACCUUCUUCUGCGCUUACUUGGCUCUGGAUGAGGCAGGUGCUCCACACUGAGUUCACCAAGGCCCGAGGCCCCUAGUGUGACCGAGUGGGCUUCACCUGGUCACGCUGCCUUACCUUUAUGGAGCACACUUGCUCUCAGUUACCAGCCAGACUCUUGUCUGACCCAACCUGCUCUCCAGCCCCGUCCAGCCUGGCCACUUGCUGGCACGCAGAGGCUGCUGGGAGGACCGGGGUGGAGCCCGGUGGUGGAGGGGAGAUGGGGAACCACUCUUCUGUGCUUGCCCAGCCUGGGGCUUCCUGGUGGCUGCUGGAAAUUGAGGGCCACCCCUGGAUCAGGAAACAGGUGUGGCAACCUGUGGAUAGGCCAAGUGGUACUUGAACAUUCAUGGGACCUGCCCUGUGCCUACAAGUCCUCACUGUGCUCUUGGUGCCUUUCCUGCUAACCCAGGCUACAGAAGGCCAAAGCCUCAGACACUUGGCCUAGGGCAAGGGUGGAGGGAGGUGUUGCAGAGUUAAAACCCCAGGUGUCGUGGUGACACCUAGAGCCUUGUCUCCUGGGACUGUGUAGAGCCAGGCCUUAGGCCUGGGUGGGUCUCAGCAGAGGCACAUGCCUCUGAGGGGCAUGCUGCCCGCUCCACAUGGUGCAGGUGGGAGACUCGGCAAAGGCACGCGUGCUGGGUCUUCACACUGUGGCCCCCACCAGAAGCCGCCUGACUUUCAGCCGCCCCUGGCCCAGGCCCGCUCGGCAGAGCAAGGUCAGUUCUACAGGGUGGGAGUGCUGGCGU
Molecule: messenger RNA, 2149 nt
Organism: Octodon degus (degu)
Lineage: Eukaryota; Metazoa; Chordata; Mammalia; Rodentia; Octodontidae
Gene: Tmem129
Product: transmembrane protein 129
Exons: 4
Coding region: 126-1214 (362 amino acids)
Biological process (GO): protein ubiquitination
Cellular component (GO): endoplasmic reticulum; membrane
Molecular function (GO): ubiquitin protein ligase activity
Source: RefSeq, a predicted model, not a curated record